AUGGCUAGCUCCGCCCUCGCCGGCCUCCUGCGGGGCACCGCUCCGCUCGUCCGCGCCCUGUCCCCCACGCGCGCGCGGCCCCUGCCCGGGGUGAGCAUCUCCCAAGCCGCGUUCGGCAGGACCGAGUCCCCGGGGAACGCCUCCCGGUUGGUUCGCCGCUUCGCGACCGCGGCCGCGGCCGACCAGGGGCGCGGCUCCAGGCGCGCUGGCGACGCCAGCGGCGCUUCAGCUGUCGGUGACGCUGGUGAUGCUGGUGGCCUGUCUGACGUGGCAGUCAGUGGCGACAGGGGUACCGGUUCCGAUGUGGCAAGGAGGGACCGGGACAGAGGCCAGGGGUAUGGACUCACGAGGGGAGGAGGGGGGAGGGGAGGGAGGGGCGGUGCCCUCAGCCCGUUCUCAUUUGACCUGGGCCCGCUCUUCUCCGCGCGCGGCGACCGCGACCUGCUCAACAUGAUGGACGACUUCUUCCUCACCCCCAGCCGCUUCUUCGACCAGGCGCUGCGCGACAUCUUCCAGUCGCUGCCCGUGCAGCCGCCGCGCCUCGACAUCAACGAGAGCGACAAGGAGUACACCAUCAAGAUGCAACUCCCCGGGCUGCAGAAGGACGAGGUGAACAUCACGGUGGACCCGGACGACCCCAACCAGCCGACGCUGCGCAUCACCGCCCACCACGAGGCGAAGGAGGGCGAGGACCAGCGCUUCUGGGAGGACGUCGACACGCGCCUGCGGCUGCCGGACGGCACCAACCCGGAGGACGUGCGGGCCGAGUUCAAGGACGGCACGCUGACCAUCCACGUGCCAAAAGAAGAGGCACCGGAGAACCCGGAGCCGAAGAGGAUCCCCGUCCACGGUUAA
Molecule: messenger RNA, 855 nt
Organism: Klebsormidium nitens
Lineage: Eukaryota; Viridiplantae; Streptophyta; Klebsormidiophyceae; Klebsormidiales; Klebsormidiaceae
Source: the annotation of a GenBank genome assembly